CCCACCCCCCGUCCUCCCCAGUGUGCCCACAUUGCGAUGUGCGGUGGGGUGUUGUGACGCUGCAUCGUCCGCCACCCUCACGUCUUUCUUUAACUUAAAAACCCUUAUUUUAACGUUGUUUUCGUUGUUCUACUGGAACAGCCAGCCACCUAAUCUUGUAUGACUCGUUCACUAAGGAGUUCGUUUUACUGCUCACUUUUCUAACUCGUCUAAAACCAGCACCAUGAACGUAGCAGCGAUGCAGCGAACUGGCACUGAGACCUUCGGCACGUCCGGGAUGCUUCGAGGCUGUCGCUGUGACUGGCCAUAUCUUCUCUUCUCUGACCUGACCCAUGAGGAGCAGCAGCUGCUGGCAGAGAUCCGCCAGCGCAAGACGGAGCUGCUCCGGGAGAUCCAACAGCUCAAGGACGAGAUCGAGGAGGUGACGGCCGAGAUGGAGCGCCUCGAAGCGCAGGAGGACGGCGGCUCUCGGACUUCCACCAAAGCCAAGCAGCUGUCCAUCGGCAAGAAGAAGUUCAACAUGGACCCCAAGAAAGGCAUUGAGUACCUUGUGGAACACGGACUACUCCGCCCAGACGCGGCGCACGAGGUGGCCCAGUUCCUUUAUAAGGGGCAGGGCCUCAACAAGACCGCCAUCGGAGAUUACCUCGGCGAACGCAACGACUUCAACAUGCGGGUCCUCGAUGCCUUUGUGGAGCUGCACGACUUCACGGACCUCAUCUUGGUCCAGGCACUGCGACAGUUCCUCUGGAGCUUCAGGCUUCCCGGCGAGGCGCAGAAGAUUGACCGCAUGAUGGAGAAGUUUGCCCAGCGCUACUGCCAGCUGAACCCGGGCGUCUUCAGCAACACGGACACGUGCUACGUGCUGUCGUUUGCAGUGAUCAUGCUGAACACGUCGCUGCACAACCCGAGCGUGCGCGACAAGCCGUCGGUGGAGCAGUUUGUGUCGAUGAACAGGGGCAUCAACAACGGCGGGGACUUGCCGCGGGAGUUGCUGGCUUCGCUGUACGACAGCAUCCGUCAGGAGCCCUUUAAGAUACCGGAGGACGACGGGAAUGAUCUAAUGCACACAUUCUUUAAUCCAGACCGGGAAGGAUGGCUCUGGAAGCAAGGUGGGCGCUACAAGAGCUGGAAGCGGCGGUGGUUCAUCCUCAACGACAACUGCCUUUACUACUUUGAGUAUACCACGGACAAGGAGCCCCGGGGCAUCAUCCCGCUGGAGAAUGUGCAGGUGAAGGAGGUGCAGGACCGUCACAAGCCCAACUGCUUCGAGCUGUUCUCGGUGGCCAAUGAGCUCAUCAAGGCCUGCAAGACCGACUCUGAGGGCAAGGUGGUCGAGGGCAAGCACACUGUCUACCGGAUGUCCGCAGCCAGCCCCGAGGAGAAGGACCACUGGAUACACUGCCUCAGGCAAAGCAUCAGCCACAAUCCCUUCUACGACAUGCUGUCUGCCCGUAAAAAGAAGGCCCAGUAUUAUAACCUCAAGUGACGCAGACAGUCCAUCCUUUCUUCCGUCGAGCCAUUCUAGUCACGGCUGUGUACAUACCGCAAUAAACUGCCCGUUGCAGGGCAAAGAUUCCUUUUUUCUUUA
Molecule: messenger RNA, 1591 nt
Organism: Ixodes scapularis (black-legged tick)
Lineage: Eukaryota; Metazoa; Arthropoda; Arachnida; Ixodida; Ixodidae
Gene: step
Product: cytohesin-1
Exons: 6
Coding region: 224-1489 (421 amino acids)
Biological process (GO): regulation of ARF protein signal transduction
Molecular function (GO): guanyl-nucleotide exchange factor activity
Source: RefSeq, a predicted model, not a curated record